CACGCUUGUAAAUAAAUUAAUUCGAUGUAGUAACUGUAUCGAAAUGGUUUGCGGAAUUUAACGGUUAUUUAUAUUUAUUGAAUGAUGAAUUUAUUUGCGCCUUAAUCAGUCGUAGCGUCAUAAUCGAUGUGUGAUGGUGUUGUGUACAGGGCAGUGAAACAAAUUAUUUCUCAUCAAUUUAAAUACAAAAUUAUUUUAUUUUUCAAAACUACAAAUUAAACUGAUACUUUGACUGAAAGUAUUUUAUUUUUAAUAAUAUGGUCAAUAUCAUUUUCCAUAAUUAUAAGUUAUCAAACAAGAGACGGAAUUAUUAACAAUUUUCAUUCAAAGAAGUUGCUCGUUUUAACAAUAGAAAGUCCUUUUCAGAGAUAUGGCAAAACCUGUCUGUGUAGCAGUUUCUGUUUUUGUUGGAUUAUUCUGCAAUGUUGGCGAAUGCACAGUAAAGAAAGGACUUGGAAUGGCACCUGCUUUGUUCACAUGCACUGACCUACCAAAACUGACAGGAAUAUCUUGGUGGUAUGAUUGGGGUGCAAAUGGAGACAAACAGCGGCGCCUGAACAAUUGCACAGAUUACGAUGCUUACAUUGACAUGCACGUGCCCAUGUCUUGGGGGAAUGGUAGUACAUUUCCUAACUACAUUGUUUUACCUCAGGCAAAAUAUUUCCUCGGUUUCAACGAGCCGAACCACCAGGCGCAAUCUAACUUAACUUCAAGACAAGCAGCCGAACUAUGGCCACAAGUAGAGGCCGUUGCCACAACGGACAGAAAACUCGUCAGUCCAGCAGCGGCUCCGUGCGGUAAAAACUGUCAGGGAGACAAUGUGACGGCCUGGUUUUCUGAUUUCUUUAAGUUCUGUGAUGGAUGCAGAGUUGAUUAUCUCGCCACACACGUAUACUAUUGCGACCCAGAUAGGGUGAUGAACUACCUUUCUGGACUGUACGAGGACUUUAAUUUACUAAUCUGGGUUACCGAGUUUGCAUGUCCUGCAGAAACUGACCCUGCAAUCGUUUUAGAGUUCAUGAAAGCGAUAUUGCCAAGACUAGAAGAAGCACCAUACAUCUUUAGAUAUGCUUGGUACAUUUCACGACUGGAGAACACCUGGAUGUUUGUGAAGCCAGCUGUUAGUUUAUUUGAAUCUGGCUCGCCAGAGUUUACACCUCUUGGAGAGUAUUACAAUAACUUCGGUGAAACCACAACGACAACAGCAUCAACAACUACAACUACAGCAUCAACAACUACAACUACAGCAUCGACAACUACAACAGUUACGACCGCGUCAGCUUCUACAAAGGAGACGACCAGUAAACCUUCUUCUCCAGCUGUCCGCAUGCAGGAAUCUGUACCAUUACUAAUGUGGUGCAGCAUUGUUCUGUUAUGUUCACGGGACAGUUGGUAUUAAGACAUAUAAACUUUAUGUUAAUUUCAUCAUAAGUCCCUGUGUUCACUAAGAUUUAAGCAUCAGGACCAAGCUUUAGAUCAAACUAAAAACAUACCAUUGAUUAAUAUCGUAUAAUUAAUUUCAAGUAUUUAUUUAAUAGAAACAGACUUGAAAUAGCAGGUUUAUGAAAUCAUAGAGCAAAAUAACGUUUUUGGCAUUUUGUUUAAGCUUUAACAUCACCAAUGUUAUUUUCUUAAGUUUUGAUCCCGAUCCGGAAACUUUUCUUUGUGAACACGGGGCCAAAUUAUCUAGUACCGUAUAACGGUAACAGUCAAAGAUGUAAGUUUGAUGUGGCAAGUAAACUUAUGAUAUACAUGAUUUUCGUAUUAUCAUGCAACAUUUGAUAUUGUAUCAAAUUAAGUGGGUUUUCUCCGCCUAAAUAAGCAAAAUUUUACAUUUAUCUUGUAAGGCAGGCCAUGAUAUAUUUUUGAACAUGCAAGGGUUAGCAGAUGUAUAUCGUGAAGAAAUAAUGUUAAUUAUAAGCGAUUGUACACCGCUUUUGGAGCAAUUUGGUAACUGCAUGAAUAAAUGAGCCGUGUCAAGACA
This is a messenger RNA of Ruditapes philippinarum (Manila clam), 1984 nucleotides long. RefSeq lists its product as uncharacterized. The transcript is spliced from 4 exons. NCBI's taxonomy places the organism in Eukaryota, Metazoa, Mollusca, Bivalvia, Venerida, Veneridae. The record is from RefSeq and is a predicted model, not a curated record. The coding region runs from base 371 to 1399 and encodes 342 amino acids.